This is a messenger RNA of Punica granatum (pomegranate), 4810 nucleotides long. Lineage: Eukaryota; Viridiplantae; Streptophyta; Magnoliopsida; Myrtales; Lythraceae. The record is from RefSeq and is a predicted model, not a curated record.
AUUGUAAAUAGUGUCAGAAUGAGAAAUCCAAUUCCUUCCCUGCACUUCCGUCGCGCGUUGCCACACGCGCCAUACCUUCCGCUGCGGUCUCACUUGACUUCGCCUUCUUGUGUUCCUCAUCUCUUGCGCUCCGGCCGGUCGACGUUGCCGAUCACGAUGUCCAGCAAUCAUACGACGGACCAGCUCGAACUGAGUGAGCUCUGCGAUGAGUCCGACCUCGAGAAACUCCUCUCCCCCGCCGGCCGCAUCUCAAUCUGUGGCUUCGGCUCUCUCCUCUCAGAGAGAAGCGCGAGGCGCACGUUCCCGACCUGGUCAACUUCAGAGUGGCGAGGUUGACGGCUUCUGGCGCGUCUUUGCUCAUGUUGCUCCGAUUUGCUUCGAGCGUGUCAUAGCCAAGCCUGAAACUAAGGAUAUUUCGAGUCUGAGCGUCCAUGUGAAGGCGAGACUCUCAUAGUUACUGUUUUUGAGAUUAAGCAGUCGGAGCUUGUUCCCUGAUGAACGAAGAUUACUGUAUUUAUCAAGAGGGAACUCGAGUUUGGAUUUCUUGCCGUUUUGCCUCACGCACUCGAUGAGAAAUCCUUACGAUAAUCUAGCUGUGCGUAAAAAUUUGACAUUUUCAUGUUUAAAUGAUUUUAUGGUGUUUUCUUUUUGCAUUAUAUGUCUGGCCAUGCAGGUACUUUGUGCUCAGUAUAGCGACGAGGAAUUCUUCCGAGUCAGAUAUAAAGAAAGCAAGGAGAUCUAUUUUCAACACUAUGGACGACAUGGUAUUGAUAAGAUCUGGCGGGAUGUUUUACCUUGUCGUAUGUAUCUUGGACACUGAGCAGGGAUGGUUGGCCGAGCCAUAUCAAAAUGUGAUUCAUUGGAGCUUUCAGUUUCAGCAUUGUCUUGGCUGCAGAGAACCUCGGCGAGGCUGUCUAUGACAAUUUUCUUGAUCACAUCUAUCUGGCUGAUUGCAAAACGACCAUCCGCGAGUACUUAGAGACAUCAGGAUCAGGAAUCAUGUAAGAGGAGCCUCCUUAGUCUGUCAAAUCCUAUUCCAGUGGUUGAUAUCCCAAUAGAAAGGGAUCAAACUUCGAAGGAAGGUAUCCUGCGAUUGGGAAUUAUAGCAUUAAAUACCUCGAUGAUUCUUCCUGAAAGCUGAAAACGCAAGUGAACCUGCCAAUUUAAACCAUCUAAAUUUGUCACGAGACAUUGAAUAACACGGCAAUUGAUGUGAAAUAGAUCCUGUCACGUUCUUAAUGAAUUAUGUUGUCUGCGUUAUGUUAUGCUCCUCCAUCUUUGCUGACGGAGGUUGCAACUCAACAUUAAGGAUGUUGCGUGAUCAUAUGCCUAUGAAAACGGUUGCCGAUUGUCACACCAAACAGUUUACUCGUAACCAUUAGAGAUUGCACUGCUGCUAGAGGAAAAUGAAUUGAGGUGAUCUUGAGCCAAACACGUGGUCACGGUCAAAGAUUAAUCGGAGAUGCAGGACGAAAACACAGAGAUAAUAGUCAUUGAUCCAGAAUCAGAAGUAGCCACCAGAAGGGAGGAUUUUGAGUUGAUUACUAACAGUCCCCUGUCCGUAUAGAAAUUGAUUGAUGCCAAUAAUAUCACGAAAUGUGGAAUAUGUGGAAUUGAAUCAUGUCCAAGAAGUCUUCCCUGCAAUACAAAAGGUCAAUUGCCGAGGAAGAACGGCAACUGAAGUUCAGACAAAAAUUUGAAAUAAAAUAAAAAAGAUAUAAAAACAAAAAUGUCAGUCAGUGUCAAUUCCAAUUGAUAUCCUUCAGUUAUAACUAAGGAAAGCAUCAAUAUCAACCACUGCUGAACGGAAGAAGAAGAUCACUUCUAAGUAGAUGGAGAUUGCAGGUGUUGUUGCUGGCUUAUUGAAUUUUCUGUCCCCAGUGAGUUCGGUGCCUGGAGAACUCUCCCGACAAUUCAAGCACGUGACAAGAUUGAAUGAUGAAGCUGACAGACUGAGGAGCAGGAUGAGAGAGCUUAACAGUCGUGAGAAUGACAUAAGGUCGGAGUUAGAGAUUGCUGAACUGACCAGAUGGAAGAAGCCGAAGAGUGAAGUGCAGCUGUGGCUUGUUAAUGUCCAACAGAUGAAAGCUGAAGUUGAAACAAUAGAAUCUCAAGUCGAUAAGGAACUGAACAGGUGUAUACCCAACUGUUUUUCGAGAGUACGGCUCGGGAAAAAGAUUGUGAAGAAGACCAGAAAGAUAGAAAAACAUAAGGAGAGUGGCCGGUUUCCGGAAGGAUUGUUACUUGAUCUUUCAGCCGAGCAUGGGAAGAUGUUGUCUGCAGCGAAGUUGAUCGGAGAAACUACAGCCAAGAGAAAUCUCGAGGUGAUCUGGGAAUCCUUAAUGGACGAUGAUCUGGGAAAGAUCGGAGUUUAUGGGAUGGGAGGAGUGGGAAAAACGACCCUCAUGAUGCAUGUAAAUAAUCGUCUCAUGCAGAGCAAUUCCAUUGGUUCUGUUAUAUGGGUGACGGCAUCAAAAGCUUUAGAACUUCAGAAGCUGCAAUCUGAUAUUGCUAGGGCUUUGAAGCUUGAUCCAUUCCCUGAUGAUGAGGACGAAACAGGUCGGGCGGCUAAGUUGUUGGAGACCUUUAGGCGGAGGAAGAAGUUUGUUCUCAUCUUAGACGAUAUGUGGACAUCGUAUCCUCUCUAUAAGAUCGGAGUACCUGAACCAAGCAGGUCGAACUGUUGCAAAAUAGUGCUGACCACUCGGUUACUGGAAGUCUGCAGGGGAAUGGAGGUGCAAAGAGUGGUUAAAGUCAAUCUUCUCUCAGAGGAGGAGGCGUGGAAUCUGUUCAGAGAUCGAGUCGGACUUGGCUGCAGUAUUGUACUUGGGCCCGAAGCAGACAAGAUUGCUAAACUCGUUGCAGCAGAAUGCGGGCGUCUACCUCUUGCCAUCGUCACAGUGGGAGCAGCCAUGAGAGAAGUGGAAGAUAUAAGGGAAUGGAGAACUGCUUUGCUCGAGCUGAGGAGGAGCUCAAAGAACGAGAUAAAGGGCAUCGAGACUGAGGUCUUUGAACGCUUGAAGUUUAGUUACAGUCGCUUGAGAAAUGACAUGGUCCGAGAAUGUUUCCUGUACUGUGCUUUAUUUCCCGACAACUACAGAAUUGAUCUCUCAGAGCUGAUCGAGUAUUGGGCUGCAGAAGGCCUGAUUGGUGACUUCCCAAACAGGGAAGCGGAGAAGGACAAGUGUUGUGUUAUCAUCAAUGAACUGAAGAACGCUUGUUUGUUAGAGACAGCUUUUAACGAGAACAGUGCAGAAUGCAUCAAGAUGCACGAUAUGGUGAGGGACAUGGCCAUUCACAUUACGAGAGCGCAGAAUCGGUUCAUGGUGAAACUUGGGAUUGGCUUAAACAAGCCGCUGCAAGGAGAAGAAUGGAGUAAGAAUUUCGAAAGGAUAUCACUGAUGAAAAAUAACAUUCCGGUUUUUCUGGGAGAACCAAGGUGUCCAAAGCUGACGACAUUGCUGGUUCAGGAAAACCAUGCCCUGAAGAACAUCUCGAGUUACUUUUUCUGUCACUUGGCUGCGCUGAAGGUCCUUGAUAUGUCCCGCACCGGCUUAGAAGUUCUUCCUGAGUCCAUUUCUCACUUGAUAAAUUUGCGUUCUUUGGUUUUAAGGGAUUGCACGAGAUUAAAGAAGUUGCCAUCAUCGUUUGAGAAGCUCAAGGACUUGAUUGUACUCAACCUCUCGAACACGGGGAUUGAAAUUUUGCCAAGCGAGAUGGGAAAUUUGAGAAAUCUCAGGAAUCUCAACCUAUCUCAGACAAAAAAUUUGAAUCAUGUGGCUGGAGGAAUCUUUUCCAAGCUCUCCCUUCUCGAGUAUCUUUCGAUGCACGGGAGCAGGUGGAGAUGGCCUGCAAGAUCGGACAAUGAAGAAGCCACUAUAGAAGAACUCACAUUCUGCGCUCACUUGGUGAGUCUCAACAUUGAAUUUCUAGACUUGGAAGCCCUUGAGAGUUAUGUGAAUUCUGGGCAUUGGCGGGUUCUAAAGGAAUUCCACUUUCGAGUUGGUUCAGAAAUCUCAACUCUAUUCCAUGCGCAAUUGAAGCGAAGCAUCGAGAUCAGCAAUCGCCUUGGUGGCGUAUCCUCUCUUCCUAAGAACACACUUGAGCUUUCCAUAAAGGACUGUCACGAUAUCACCCAUAUGCCUCCUGUGAUGUUGAUGGACUUAAACCAGUUGACAGAUUGCUCCCUUAGCAGGUGCAAUCAGUUGGAGUAUAUCUUCGCAGGAAAACACCGCAAUCUUCUCGAGAGUUUGGAAUCCCUGUGGCUCUGGGAGCUUCCCAAUCUUAAGGCAUUCUGUAAGGAAAAAUUUCUACCCGGAACUUUUGAGAACUUGAAGGCCCUGACUGUCUACGACUGUAGCAGUCUCAAGAGCCUGUUUUCGACCCAAAUGUUGCUCCAACUUCAAAGCCUCGAAAAGAUCGAAAUCUGCAGCUGCUUAUCAAUGGAGGAGAUUAUAAUAUCGGAUGAGAAGGACGCUUACAUCGGCAAAGCAAAUGUCGUGAUUCUUCCAAAGCUGAAGAGCUUGCACUUGGACUACUUGCCCAACCUCAAGGCUAUCUGCAGAGACAUUCUUAUAUGUUGUUCGUUAAGCUCAGUGGUCAUUCUGGAGUGCCAGAUGCUUAAGAAGCUGCCAUUUUCGUCUUUGAAUUUACCGGAGUCUCUUCAGAACUUUGCAGGGGCGACAUCAUGGUUGGCUAAAUUGGAGUGGGACGAUGACUGUGUGAAGCGAUACUUCAUGAAGUUUGCUCAAAGAGCUGCUGAUAACUAAUCGAAUAAAUGAGAAAAUUUGCUUUUCCUUGGUGUUAAAAA